This is a messenger RNA of Hydra vulgaris (swiftwater hydra), 1746 nucleotides long. Its product is annotated as type 1 phosphatidylinositol 4,5-bisphosphate 4-phosphatase. Lineage: Eukaryota; Metazoa; Cnidaria; Hydrozoa; Anthoathecata; Hydridae. The record is from RefSeq and is a predicted model, not a curated record. Gene Ontology annotation, molecular function: phosphatidylinositol-4,5-bisphosphate 4-phosphatase activity. Gene Ontology annotation, biological process: phosphatidylinositol dephosphorylation. Gene Ontology annotation, cellular component: late endosome membrane; plasma membrane; lysosomal membrane.
GUGAUGUAAAUGAUUACCACCGUAAUGUUUUUCAUAAUGUCUUCCAUAUUUUUAAAUUUAUUAUAAAGAAUGUUAUAGGUUUAUAUAUAUAUGUGUGUAUGAAAUGAUCGAGCGUGAUGAUAGUGACGAACCUCUUAUACAAGAAAAUAGAGAGGAUCGGGUUUUGUACCGCGAAGGUCCUACCACAUUUGAUAUAAGAGGUAUAUCUAAUACACCACCACCACCAUAUGAACCAUCAGAUUACACAUUAGGGAUUCAAAACAAUGCUUUAAUUGAAAAUGGUGCUUUAAAUGGCCCAACUGUGGUUUGUAGGGUAUGCCAACAACUUGUUUAUAUUCGCGGCAGAGAAGGGCAACGCGUUGUAAAGUGCAUGAACUGUCAUGAAGCAACACCAAUAAAAGCGCCACCUGAAGGAAAAAAGUAUAUUCGAUGUCCUUGUAAUGCUUUAUUAACCUGUCGUUCUACUUCUACUCGCAUUUCAUGUCCUAGACAAAAUUGUAAACGAGUAAUCAAUGUUGGAGGUAUCCCUCAUUCAACUAUAUCUGAAACAUCAAUUCCAUUAGGUAGUGGAGAUUCCAGGGUCAGAGUUUCUUGUGGUCAUUGCAAAGAAAUUUUUAUGUUUCGCCAACCAUUAGGCAUAGCUAAAUGCCCUUACUGUAGACAAAAAUCAUCUAUUGGUUCAGCAUAUUCAAGUCGACAAGCAUUAAUUUCAGCAAUAUUGGGAAUUAUAUUUUUGUUUGGUGGAAUAGGUCUUGUUGUUGGUACAAUGUCGAUUGCAAGAACUACUCAAGGAGUAUAUGUGUCAUGGGCUGGAGUAUUUACUGUUGGAAUAAUGUGUCUACUUCGAAGUAUAUAUUGUUUUUUUAGGAGUAUUUACUGUUGGAAUAAUGUGUCUACUUCGAAGUAUAUAUUGUUGUUGUAUGACAAUUAGUGUUGUACAAGUGUAAAGAAUUUCUUUUUUGUACUUCUCUGUAACACGCCAUUUUUUACUUCUCUGCAAUUCGCCAUUUUGUGUCAAAUUCAAUCUAGAAAAGCUUUCAUAUGGUGGAAUACAAAUCGAUUACCAUAACACAUUACAUUUGCAGUUAUUUAAUAAUUUCAGUUGUUUGAAAAUGUCUAAUUAGAAAUAAAAUAAAAUAAUUAGAAAAGUUUGGAUCGUUAUAUUUUUCUAAUAUCCUAACUUGGAAUAUAAAGUCAAAUUUCUACCUUGAGUUUUUUUUUUAUUUAAUCAAAAUACAAUGGUAGACAAAUCAAUAAUUAAGUUUUGUAUGUUUUGUAGUAUAAAUUUCCGUGCAUUUAUGUAAUUACUAUGAUUAUGAUUAUAUGAUACUAUUUUAUUGUAAAAGUACUUAUUACGUUCUUAUUUAUAAUAAAAAAUUUUUAAAUUGUUUAUUUUUAUUGUUUGCAAAGUUUAACGAUAGAUAAGUUUUUCUUUAUUAAGAACAUGCGAAGCAGUUUUAGUUUUUAAAUAAAUAUUCAUUUCUUACUGCAAAUAAGUUGUUAUAAGAUUUUAUUUUGAGUGCUUUUUCAGUAUCUGCUAUAAAAUACAUGAAUUGCUUAUUAAAAUUUUCACAAUACAAAAAGAAAGUUAAUUUAUAACAUUUUUUUGAAUAUUCAUAUAUUAAACAAAUUAAUGUUAAUGCUUUUGUAAUUUUGCUUUUACUUUCGAAUUGCUGUUAGUUUAAUAUUCAGCUGAGCCAAUCGCUGCGUUUGGUGAUAUCACGUGAUAAUGUAAAAUUACUUUUA